Diorhabda carinulata is the source of this 2649-nucleotide messenger RNA. RefSeq names its product endoplasmin (gene Gp93). Gene Ontology annotation, biological process: protein folding. Gene Ontology annotation, molecular function: ATP hydrolysis activity; ATP-dependent protein folding chaperone; ATP binding. The transcript has 11 exons. The record is from RefSeq and is a predicted model, not a curated record. The coding region runs from base 172 to 2520 and encodes 782 amino acids. NCBI's taxonomy places the organism in Eukaryota, Metazoa, Arthropoda, Insecta, Coleoptera, Chrysomelidae.
AUUUAGCGUGGUAGUUUUUUAUUGGUUGAUUGUUUUCUAUAACUACAAUAAUUUGACUAUUAUUAUUCUGGACUUGUUUAGUUUUGAGCAACGUCAUAUUGAGAUUAACUUAGAAUACCGGUGUCCAAAUCUAUGAUUUGAAUGUACUAUUAUUAGAGGAAAAACUGCAAAAUGAAGCAGUAUAUAUUUUUAAUUGUUAGUUUAAUUAUUUUGAUUGGUGUCUCAAGAGGCGAUGAAAUUGAAGAACCAUCUGUACAAACAGUGGAUGCAGAUUUAGGUGCUAGUAGAGAAGGAUCCAGAACAGAUGAUGAAGCUCUUAAACGAGAAGAAGAAGCUAUUAAAUUAGAUGGUCUCAAUGUUGCCCAGCUCAAGGAAUUAAGAGAGAAGUCAGAAAAGUUCACUUUCCAGACUGAGGUUAAUAGAAUGAUGAAACUUAUUAUCAAUUCACUUUAUAGAAACAAAGAGAUUUUCUUAAGAGAAUUAAUUUCAAAUGCAUCAGAUGCUAUAGAUAAAAUAAGAUUACUCUCACUAACUGACAAAGGGGUUCUUGAUACACAACCAGAAUUGAAUAUUAGAAUAAAAGCAGAUAAAGAUUCUGGUAUGCUUCAUAUAACUGAUACUGGUAUAGGAAUGAGCAAACAAGAUUUAGUAAAUAAUCUGGGAACUAUAGCAAAAUCUGGUACAGCUGAGUUUUUGAGCAAAAUGCAAAGUGCAGAUUCAGCACAAGAUAUGAAUGAUAUGAUAGGCCAGUUUGGUGUUGGAUUCUACUCCGCCUUUUUGGUAGCUGAUAGAGUUAUUGUUACAACCAAAAAUAAUGAUGAUAAGCAGUACAUUUGGGAAUCUGAUUCUUCUUCUUUCAGCAUUGUUGAAGAUCCUAGAGGAAACUCUUUGAAGAGAGGAACAACUGUCAGUUUGGAAUUAAAACCUGAGGCAAAAGACUUCUUGGAACAUGACACAAUUCGUACUUUGGUUAAGAAAUAUUCACAAUUUAUUAAUUUUCCAAUUUAUCUUUGGACAAGUCAUACUGAAACAGUUGAAGAACCUCUAGAUCAUGAGGCUCCUGGUGACAAAUCAGACAGCACAGAUGAAGAUGAUGCAGCUGUAGAAGACGAAAAAGAAGAAGACAAAGCAAAAACUAAAAAAGUUGAGAAAACUGUUUGGGAUUGGGAAUUGUUGAAUGAUAGUAAACCUAUUUGGACAAGGAAACCUACAGAGGUUGAAGAUUCUGAGUAUACUGAUUUCUACAAAACAUUAACCAAAGAUAGCCACGAUCCACUUACCAAGAUUCAUUUUGUUGCUGAAGGAGAAGUUACCUUUAAAGCCUUGUUAUAUGUUCCCACAGUUCAGCCCUCAGAAAGCUUUAACAGGUAUGGAACUAAAACUGAUAAUAUAAAAUUAUAUGUCCGCCGUGUUUUCAUCACUGAUGAAUUCAAUGAUAUGAUGCCUUCCUAUCUAAGCUUUAUAAGGGGAAUUGUUGAUUCAGAUGACUUGCCAUUGAAUGUGUCUCGUGAAACUUUGCAACAACACAAACUGAUUAAGGUUAUCAAAAAGAAGUUGGUACGUAAAGUUUUGGAUAUGCUUAAAAAACUUCCCGAAGAAGAUUAUGACAAAUUCUGGAAAGAAUUCUCUACUAAUAUUAAAUUGGGAACAAUUGAGGACCCAGCUAAUCGUACAAGGUUGGCAAAAUUAUUGAGAUUUUUGUCAUCUAAUGGCAAAGGAAUGACAAACUUGUCAGAUUAUGUUAGUAGAAUGAGACCAAAACAAGACAAAAUCUUCUAUAUAGCUGGAUCAUCUAGAGAUGAAGUAUCCAAAUCACCAUUUGUUGAACGAUUAUUGCGUAAAGGCUAUGAAGUUUUAUAUCUGGUAGAAGCUGUUGAUGAAUAUGCAAUUUCUGCUAUCCCUGAAUUUGAAGGAAAGAAAUUUCAAAAUGUAGCCAAAGAAGGUUUCAGUUUGAUUGAAACCGAAGGAGGCAAAGAACAACUAGAACAACUGAAGUCAACAUUUGAGCCUCUAACCAAAUGGUUAAGUGAUGAUGCUUUAAAAGAUGAUAUUGCUAAGGCUACAAUUUCUGAAAGGCUAACAGAUUCUCCUUGCGCUCUAGUAGCUAGCCUGUUUGGUUGGACUGGAAACAUGGAAAGGCUAGCAGUAUCCAACGCUCACCAAAAAUCUGAUGAUCCACAACGUUCCUAUUAUCUUAGCCAAAAGAAAACUUUAGAAAUUAAUCCUAGACAUCCAUUAAUGAAAGAACUUCUUAAACGAGUAAUUGAUGAUCCUAGUGAUCCUACAGCAAGGGAUAUGGCUAAAAUGAUGUUUAGGACAGCUACAUUGAGGUCUGGGUAUAUGUUACGAGAAACAGCAGAUUUUGCAGAAUCUAUUGAAGCAAUGAUGCGAAAAACUCUAGGCAUUCCUUUAGAUGAAGUAGUAGAAGAGGAAGAAGAUGCACCUGAUGAUAGCGCUUCAGAUGAAGACAAUAUAGAUGCUGAUUCCGAAUCUCGCGAUGAAGAACAUGAUGAACUUUAAAUAGACAUUCCAUUGUGAGAGUUUCUGUGCUUAGUGUGGUGUACAAUUUUUGUUUGUACAAUGUACAAGACUGUCUAUAUCACUUUUGUAUCUUUUUUUGUUUUUGAUUAGAUAAUGUUAUUUAUUUAA